AGAGCCGCUGCCUCGCGCAAGACGCAUCAGAACCGGAGGAGGCGACUCUUCUCCUCUCCCCUCAGCUCAGUCCGAUCAGGUUUUGCCUCCAGCGUCAUGGCGGAAAGCUGAGGGCGGGAGUGCGCACCACGUGUGAUCAGCCCUCUCGCGCCCGGCGCGCUCGCCCGGAGUCCUCCCCGUACCCAUCAUGCAGCGCGCACACGUUCCGCCGCUCAGACUCUAUGACUUGCUCGCCGAGGAGGUGGAGGCGGGGCUGGAAGGAAGAUGGCGACACUGGUGCUAGAUAACGGCGCCUAUAAUGCCAAGAUCGGCUACAGCCACGCGCACGUCAGUGUUAUUCCCAACUGCCAGUUUAGAUCAAAAACAGCACGCUUGAAAACUUUUACAGCCAAUCAACUGGAUGAAAUUAAAGAUCCCUCUGGACUCUUUUACAUUCUGCCUUUUCAGAAGGGUUACUUGGUGAACUGGGAUGUUCAGAGACAAGUUUGGGAUUACCUUUUUGGGAAGGAAAUGUAUCAGGUGGACUUUGUAGAUACAAAUAUUAUUGUUACUGAACCUUAUUUUAACUUCAGUUCUAUACAAGACUCUAUGAAUGAAAUUUUAUUUGAAGAAUAUCAGUUUCAAGCAGUUCUUAGAGUAAAUGCUGGGGCUCUCAGUGCACAUAGAUAUUUUCGGGACAAUCCAUCCGAGCUAUGUUGUAUCAUUGUGGACAGUGGCUACUCCUUUACACAUAUUGUACCUUACUGCAGAAGUAAAAAGAAGAAAGAGGCAAUUAUUAGGAUUAAUGUUGGAGGAAAGCUCUUAACCAAUCAUCUAAAGGAGAUAAUCUCUUACAGGCAGCUACAUGUUAUGGAUGAAACUCAUGUAAUUAAUCAAGUGAAAGAAGAUGUAUGUUAUGUGUCUCAGGAUUUUUACAAGGAUAUGGAGAUUGCUAAGUUGAAAGGGGAAGAAAAUACAGUAAUGAUAGACUAUGUUUUGCCAGACUUCAGCACAAUCAAAAAAGGGUUUUGUAAGCCAAGGGAAGAAAUGGUGUUAAGUGGAAAAUACAAGACUGGGGAACAAAUACUUCGUCUAGCAAAUGAGAGAUUUGCUGUUCCAGAAAUUCUCUUCCAUCCUUCAGAUAUUGGCAUUCAAGAAAUGGGAAUUCCUGAAGCCAUUGUUUAUUCAAUUCAGAAUUUGCCUGAAGAAAUGCAACCUCACUUCUUCAAGAAUAUUGUACUGACUGGGGGAAAUACCCUUCUCCCAGGCUUCAGGAAUCGAGUCUACUCUGAAGUUCGAUGCCUCACUCCAACUGAUUAUGAUGUUUCUGUUGUUCUGCCAGAAAACCCUAUUACUUAUUCUUGGGAAGGUGGAAAGUUGAUUUCUGAAAAUGAUGAUUUUGAGGAUAUGGUAGUAACUAGAGAAGAUUAUGAAGAAAAUGGACACUGUAUUUGUGAAGAGAAAUUUGAUAUUUAAGAGGCACAUUUGGAGAUAAUGAUACUCCACUAUUUCACUUUGAAUGGAACUUAUUUGAACUACAAACUAUUUUGUGUAAAUUAGAACUGUGUUCUAACUUUCUUUCCUAUAACUAGGAAUGUACAAUGAAUUAGUGUAAAUAGCUUUAUUUUUAGAUUUUAAACUAGCACUGAAGACUGUUAUAUAUUGUGCUUUGUCAUUUUAUCUUAUUGUAUUCCAUCCUUACUAAUAUUUUUCAAUAAUUGUGUUUUUUUACUUCAAAACAGUGAAUUACACAUUAAUGGCAUGAAACAAAAAUAUUUGAAGAUUAGCGUAAAACAAUUGUAUAGAAGCAUUAGUCUAAACUUUAUUUUCUCUUCCAACAUGAAUGCUGUUGUCUUUUUACUGAAAUAGUAUGCAGAAUAAUUUGCAUCAAAUACUCUUUAACCUGGAGCUCAUUUCAACAUGUCCUGGGAGAAAAAAAAUUCUAUAAAAGGCUUACUCUGACUUCUUGUAAUUAUCUCA
Molecule: messenger RNA, 1959 nt
Organism: Chelonoidis abingdonii (Abingdon island giant tortoise)
Lineage: Eukaryota; Metazoa; Chordata; Testudines; Testudinidae
Gene: ACTR6
Product: actin related protein 6
Source: RefSeq, a predicted model, not a curated record